AUGGCGGACAGCAAAAAAGACUCCGAAUUACUGAUGUCCCGUUUCGUAGCGACCACUUUGCGCUGUGUGCUGCGUCACUUCGAGACUGCUUGGCUUUUCACAAGAUCUGACUUCAAGACAAUAAUUUUCCCUGUGAUGAUAUUUGCAACUGUUGUAUCUCCUCGCCACAACCCGCUAGUCCUAUCCUGCGCUUUCUGCUGGCUCUGGUUCCAUACCUUUCAAUUUAAUGCAUCUAACCAAUCCUACACUGCCAAUGAAGAUGCGUUGAACAAACCAUGGCGUCCUGUGCCGUCCGGGCGCAUUAGCUUGAAGGAUUCUCGUGCAUUGCGCUGGGGACUUGUGGUUUUCUGCUUGGGAUUUUCAUCCCUUUUCAGCUUAAACGUCGUUAUAACCAGCGGGGUUUAUACCGUGUUCGUGGUCAUGCAUGACGAUUUUCAUCUCAGUCACCAUCCUAUUUUCAAGAAUUUGUGCAACGUAGGAGGUUAUGUGACAUGUGAACUCGGUUGCUCGUUGAUUCUUUCAAGGGAAUCUUCACUUGACGGAACGAGCAUGAAAGCACUUUCCUGCAGCGCGCUUGUCAUACUUCUGACAGUCCAUGCGCAGGACUUUGCUGACGUCAAUGGUGAUCGCAGGUCAGGACGACGAACUCUGCCAAUUGCAGCGCCCGAAGGAUCUCGUAUCUAUAUGCUUUGUGCACUUCCGCUAUCUUCUUUUGCGCUCGCCUCAUUUUGGAGUCUGGGGCCUAUCUCCAAUAUUCUUUUCGUUUCUAUGGGUUCUUGGGUCGGAAUUCGCUACUUUCUCUUCCACGACGAGAUUUGUGACCAGUCAAAUUAUCGCCUGUAUAGCAUAUGGCUUAUGGGCGUUCAUUUUUUGCCAGCUAACGUACAUUUUCGUGCAUUGGCGUGGUAGUGCCUCGUUGCGUCAUGACCAUGUGGGGGAAGCAUUCUAGAUGGCUUCCCUCACAAAAUUGUCAUUCGACUCGGAGGGAACGUCGGUGAUAGGUCCCAUCUGUCGUCCUCGCCAUUGUAACCAACCACCUCAACCUCUUCUAGAAUAGCCUGUGGUAUUAUUCCCUGUUCAACCCGAUCCAACUCGUCAAAAUCAAAAUCAUUUUCCCCGAGCACUUCAACUUCGUUAAUGUUCUGAACUUU
Molecule: messenger RNA, 1151 nt
Organism: Suillus subaureus
Lineage: Eukaryota; Fungi; Basidiomycota; Agaricomycetes; Boletales; Suillaceae
Product: UbiA prenyltransferase family-domain-containing protein
Exons: 4
Coding region: 1-909 (302 amino acids)
Cellular component (GO): membrane
Molecular function (GO): transferase activity, transferring alkyl or aryl (other than methyl) groups
Source: RefSeq, a predicted model, not a curated record